AUGGAGUCGGAUCACCCGUGGCUGGUGGGGGUGGAGCGGCUCCAGGCGACGACCCGAGAGCGGAACCGAACCCACAGCGUCAACAACGCGUUUCUCGCCCUCAGGACCUUGAUCCCCACGGAGCCGAAGGAUCGGAAACUGAGCAAGAUCGAGACGCUUCGACUCGCCACCUCGUACAUCGCUCAUCUCAUGUCUCAGUUGAACGAGGGCACCUGCGCCGUGGAGCACCCGCGGUGCGAUCCGGGGCCGAGGCACCCCGUCUGCACUUUCUGCGUCAGUGCUCGCAAGAAGAGUAACGGAUACGGUCAACCGUGA
Molecule: messenger RNA, 315 nt
Organism: Darwinula stevensoni
Lineage: Eukaryota; Metazoa; Arthropoda; Ostracoda; Podocopida; Darwinulidae
Source: the annotation of a GenBank genome assembly